AUGGGCGGUGACGAAAACGCAUCCAAAGGGGAGAGUCAUGUGGUGACGGAGGCGGCCCUGGAAAAGACCAUGAACAGCGCAACAGUGCUGCGGUACCCCUUCCAGCCAAUUGAUCUUGCUUGGCUGGUCGACUACAUUGACACAUGCUUGCCAAGGGCAGAGCGCUGGCCAGCGGCGAUGCACAUCGUUAACGCCUUUAUGGCGUUCGCCGUGAUGCAUGAGGAUCCUUACUUGGAGGAUGCCACCUUUCAGUUUCACAAGACAAUGGAGGAAAAAAAUGACAAGCGAAGUUGGCCCAAGCGUGCCCGGGACACAAGUGUUGACUUUGAGGUGGCCCACCACGUCUUUGAGACCAUUUGUGUUAUGGCCAAGUAUCCCAACCUUGAUCCAACAGGAAAGGUUGGACUGCUCAGGAUGGGUGAGAAGCUUCUAAAGGAUAUUGAAAAGGCAGUGACGAGCCCUUCAGUCAACAUGGGUACAAAAAAAACGAGCGAAGCUUUGAGCGUUACACUCACUCGCAUACAAGCGCUGAAGCGUACACCUGACUCCCCUGAGGCGUUUGAUUCCUUGAUGGGCUCUCUUAAGACGCUGUUUUUCUGCUUCAGUCCGUGCCUUGGUGUUUGCAGCAUGCUGUAUGACUCUAACACCAGUAUCAUGAAUUCCUACGUGUGCUGUGAGGGAUGUCCAUGCUACGCAAAGCUACGCACAACUUAUACGCUUUUUAUAAGGGAUGUGGAGAAGACGAAGGUCAUUGAUUGCCUUCUGAUGAUGGCUGUAAGGGAGGAUGAUGCUUUUGUAAGCAAAUUAGCGGAGGAUUUAUUCGCUCGAUUUGAUUGCCGAAGUCUGUUUUUGGAGAAGCCAAUUCGGCGGAUACAAAAUGGAAUCUUAUUCACUGUGAGAAUAGCGUUGUUUGAUGCAUUUCGGCAUGUGAAGAGUUUAAUGAUGGAGCUGCGCGCGUCCCCUGUGACGCUUGAACCGUUGAUGGAGAAUAUCAUUCUUGCGUUGCACAUAACUCGUCGGGAGAUUAAGGAUAUUAAAGGUCCAAACGAGCACCUCCCGCUUAUAGACUUGGCGUUGGCAACGGCAGACAGUAUCUGUUCGCGUUUGGGGACUGAGAAGUCGUCACAGGAGCUGCGUAAACUAAAGGACUACAUCAUGGCCAUUUUUACUUUGGUGAGCGCCCCCGAGUACCAUUUAGCUGUGCAUAGCAAGGACCCGCUGGUCGGCAGAGGUGCGAACUUGAAGUGUGGGAACCCCGACUGCCCAGGGAAAGUGAAGGAAAUGCUGAAAUGCAGCGGGUGCCGUGUGACGUUUUAUUGCGGCGCAGAAUGCCAACGGGAAGACUGGAAAACCCACCGUUUCCUUUGUAGGGAAAUGGGCUGUCGCAAAACAGCCCCCCAGCCGGUCAAGGCAGAGGAAUGCCCCAUACAGACCCUGAAACCCUUUGCUUUUGAUUGA
Trypanosoma grayi is the source of this 1458-nucleotide messenger RNA. RefSeq lists its product as hypothetical. Lineage: Eukaryota; Euglenozoa; Kinetoplastea; Trypanosomatida; Trypanosomatidae. The record is from RefSeq and is a predicted model, not a curated record. The transcript has a single exon. Bases 1 to 1458 code for a protein of 485 amino acids.